AUGGAGAAGAGAGAUACUGAAGACAAGAACAAAAACUUCACCCGAACGGAUGAUGAAGUCGAGGAGGAAAAGCAUAAACGCGACGACAUGGAAUUACGGCAUAUCCCCAUAAAGUACAGUCGACGAGCAAAAUUGUACUACGUUCGGUUGUACGGGUUCAAGCUCGUCUCAGGGUUGAUAGAAUAUCACCGACGGAAUAAGAUAGCUUUUGACGAGGAUGGAACCAUGAUAAAACGAGCAAUCAAACGAGCUGAAUGGCAGCUUGAAUCACGAACAAAUUGUCAA
Cooperia oncophora is the source of this 285-nucleotide messenger RNA. The record is from the annotation of a GenBank genome assembly. NCBI's taxonomy places the organism in Eukaryota, Metazoa, Nematoda, Chromadorea, Rhabditida, Trichostrongylidae.